AUGUCUUCAGUUCUGUGUUUAAGGCAGUUUGUGAACGAGCGACUAACGGCAGCGGCAGAAGAGAUAGUCAACGUUUUUGAAAAAACUAUCGCUGAUUACGAAAAAGAGAUCAAGCGCCAGCGCAGGCUGCUCAGUGUCGUUUGGAAACCUCAAGUAAAGAUACACAGGGCAGAGCUCCCGCAACAUUUCAUUGAGGUGAAGAAGGUUCAGACAGAGCAGCAGCUCAGUGAACAUGGGAGUAACUUCACUUUGGACCAAAAUGAUUCAAAUGUUGAACAAAUUGAAGAAAAACACGAAGAACUCUGCAUCAGUCAUGACAAAGAACAGCUUGUCUUCAAAGAGGAAAAUAAAACUCUGUCUACAAGUUUUACUUGUGAUGAAGGUGACAAGAGUGUAGCUCAAACUGUCUGCCAUAAUCCUGCCAAACCUCAGAAGGCUGUAGAAGAGGAGCCCAUAGACAAUGUGUCCAUUAAAAGUUCUACUUUACCAGAACACAAUACUGAGGAUCAGUGCAUCUCUCAGUAUUCUCAUUCAGCUGAGAACCAAGAUUACAAUGAAGGUAAGAAGUGUGAAUUUUUUUGUGACACCUGUGGGAAAGCAUUUCCGUACAAAUCCAAACUGAUUCGACACCAGUGGAUCCACACAGGAAUCAAGCCUUAUUGUUGCCACAUCUGUGGCAAAAGAUUUAACCAGACAUCCAUAUUGAAAGUCCAUCAACGAAUCCACACAGGCGAGAGGCCGUAUUCUUGUGACCUAUGUGGAAAAAGAUUCAAUCAGAAGUCAAUUCUGAACGUUCAUAAAAGGAUCCACUCAAUUGAGAGGCCAUAUAAAUGCGAUACUUGUGGGAAAACGUUUCAGUUUAAAUCCAGGCUGCUCAGACACUUUCGAAUCCACACGGGAGUCAGACCAUUCUGCUGCCACAUUUGUGGGAAGAGGUUCAAUCAGAAAUCAAUACUGCAAGUUCAUCAGCGAAUCCACACGGGCGAGAGGCCGUUUUCUUGCGACAUCUGCGGCAAAACCUUCAAUCAGAAAUCCAUACUGAACGUCCACAAAAGAAUCCACACGGGCGAGAGGCCGUACUCCUGUCAAAUCUGCGGCAAAAGGUUCAAUCAGAAAUCAAUCCUGGACGGUCAUGUGAGAACGCACACCGGCGAAAGGCCGUAUUCCUGCAAGGUUUGCGGAAAAUGCCUGAAAAGUCAGUCCAGCCUGUUGGUUCACAUGAAACGACACACGAACGACGAGGCUUAUUGUGAAAUAUUAACUGCGGCUGCGCAGGAAAUAUUGGGAGCCUUUGAAAAGAGAGUGGAAGAUUACGAGGCAGAGAUCGCCCGCCAGCGCAGACUGUUGGAUAAAGUGUUCUCACAUGAAACAAAGUUACAGACAGAAAUAUCUCUAAGUGAAGGAAAGUCUCAGCUGAACCAGCACAGUAACAAUGAAGCAGGCUCUGAAUUUGUGCCAGAUAUUGCAAAGAUUAAAGAUGAACAUGAGGAAAUGUGCAUCAGCGAGGAACAACUGCAGCAGCCACAGCAACGUCAGGCGACCUGUGAUCAGAAUGUCUCCACUAACCACGCUCAGCUUUUGGACCCAGAGCAGCAGAGUUCGGCAAAUAAAGAUCCUCCAUCUCACAUUUCAAACAAAGAUGGAGAACCUGAAUCUGACGUGGAGAUGUCUGCAGUCUCAGCAGCACACAGUGACCAGGAAAACUCCUGCGAAGCUGAAAAUCAGCACAACGCAGCCGAUGACAAUGAAGGUGUAAUCGGACAUAUUGAGGUAUCCAUAAAUGAAAAGCAUGCUGCUCUGAGACCUGAGGAAACAUCAGCAGAAAACACACUUUUUGCUGGAUGUUCUGAUGAAAUGCCAGAUCAAAUAAAUGACGAGAACACAGCGUCACAAGUGAAUACAGAACACUUUUCAGAUGAGAACUGUGAGGAUUCAAAUCCAACACCGGCCAGCAUCACAGAGCCAACGCAGUUGGAGAAAAGGAACACCAACAACACAAAUUUAGACUGCAGUAAUGAACCAGCACAGAUCGAGACCACAGCAUCAACUGCAAAUGACGAGCAAGAACAAAACACGAUGCAUAGAACAACGGAAACAAAGCCGAAAUUGAGGUCACGCAAGCGAUGCAGUGAUGACAGCAAAGGAUUCAACGUGGAUUCAGCCCGUACAAGUGGUGAUGAUCCAAGUGAUGCAACUUUGGAACCAUCUACUGAAAGUUCAGAUGAGGCCCCUGUAGAGGAGGGAGCAACAUCACCCUCCAGUUCAAAACCAGCACAAGACAAGAAACUUAGGGAUGGGAGCGCAACUUCAGCUAGAAGCAAUGAGUCAAGACAGCAUGAGAAUGUUAAGAAGGAAACAAUGGCAAGCACAGAAACACCCAUUAGGAGACUUCGUGAUAGGAAAAAGGCUUCAAGUUCUAAAUCAAAGCAUAAAUCAAGUGAUCGAAGCAAAACGUCACGUAAAAACAAAGAGUCGUCCUCAAAAAGGAAAGCCCCUUCAAGAAGCAAACAAGGAACAUCACUCAAGAGGCAAAAUGAGGGUCAAAGUACUGACUCGGCACCAAAGAAGAUACCUAAAGGUGAACGUUCCACGUCCACAACAAGUAAUGAAGAAAAGAAGCCUGAGAAAUGCAGCAAAGACAGCCCAGCGUCAGAUGAAAAUCCUGAGCCAUCGAGUUAUCAGCGUGAUGACACUUCAGGCAACAGUGCUGAGGAACGGGAAAACCCAUACAAGUGUGACACGUGUGGCAAAGUAAUGUCCAAUUUCAAGAAUUACAAAUUUCACAUGAAAUCCCACACGGUCGAGAAGACCUUCAAAUGCAACACUUGUGGGAAAAUGUUCAGGGAGAGCUGGGAUCUGAAUAAGCAUUCAGUGAUCCACUGCGUGGAGAAGCCUUUCAAAUGCGACAUCUGCGGAAACGGAUUCAACCGGCGCUACAACCUCGACCUGCACGCUCGGGUCCACACGGGCGAAAAGCCCUACAAAUGCAACACGUGCGGGAAAAGCUUCAGCUCGGGUGUGAAUAGGAAGAAGCACACGAGGAUUCACACAGGCGAGAAGCCCUACACCUGCAAAGACUGCACCAAAGAGUUUGCCGAUUCCUCCGCUUUUAAAAACCACCUGCGAGUGCACACGGGGGAGAAGCCCUUCAAGUGCACCUAUUGCAAGAGGAAGUUUGCCACCAGGACGACUUUAAAAAGGCACACCAGGACACACACGGGCGAGAAGCCGUACAAGUGCACGGUGUGCGACAAAAACUUUGGUCACAAAACCGACUUGAAGGGUCACAUUAGGAUGCAUACAGGCGAAAAGCCUUAUAAGUGCGCUGUCUGUGAGGACCAGUUCUCCAGCUGGUCAAAACUGAACAAACACAAACGGGUUCAUGCAAGUGAAGCAGAAAGCUCCGCCAACAAGCCAGAGAUGGCUAGCAAGGAACAAAGAAACGAAACAGCCUGA
This is a messenger RNA of Nematolebias whitei (Rio pearlfish), 3456 nucleotides long. RefSeq names its product zinc finger protein 845. Gene Ontology annotation, biological process: regulation of transcription by RNA polymerase II. The record is from RefSeq and is a predicted model, not a curated record. Bases 1 to 3456 code for a protein of 1151 amino acids. Gene Ontology annotation, molecular function: DNA-binding transcription factor activity; RNA polymerase II cis-regulatory region sequence-specific DNA binding. Lineage: Eukaryota; Metazoa; Chordata; Actinopteri; Cyprinodontiformes; Rivulidae. The transcript is spliced from 7 exons.